CGUCGCGCUCGCAAGCCCCCGGUCGGCCGCACAUUCUCCGCGCUCCGAACCGCCGCCGCCUGCGCCGCCACCGCCGCCGCCGGCCCGACUCGGACGCGUGGCCGCGGAGGCUCCUCGGGCGGGAACUUCCGUCCGCCUGCCUUACAGACGAGAGAGACAUCCCCACCAGCCAGUCAGGCCCUCCCCCGCCUCCCUGCCGCAGGAUGGGCGAGUUCGGCGAGAAGACGACGACAUGUGGCACCGUCUGCCUCAAGUACUUGCUCUUCACCUUCAACUGCUGCUUCUGGCUGGCUGGUCUGGCCGUCAUGGCCGUGGGCAUCUGGACACUGGCCCUCAAGAGCGACUACAUCAGCCUGCUGGCCUCGGGUACCUACCUGGCCACAGCCUACAUCCUGGUGGUGGCGGGCGCUGUCGUCAUGGUGACCGGGGUUCUGGGCUGCUGCGCCACCUUCAAGGAGCGGAGGGACCUGCUGCGUCUGUACUUCACCCUGCUCCUCGUUAUCUUCCUGCUGGAGAUCAUCGCGGGAGCCCUGGCCUACGUCUACUACCAGCAGCUGAACGCAGAGCUCAAGGAGAACCUGAAGGACACCAUGACCAAGCGGUACCAUCAGCUGGGCCACGAGGGUGUGACCAGCGCUGUGGACAAGCUGCAGCAGGAGUUCCACUGCUGUGGCAGCAACAACUCGCAGGACUGGCGGGACAGCGAGUGGAUCCGCUCGGGCGAGGCAGGCGGCCGCGUGGUCCCUGACAGCUGCUGCAAGACCGUGGUGGCCGGCUGCGGGCAGCGCGACCACGCCUCCAACAUCUACAAGGUGGAGGGCGGCUGCAUCACUAAGCUGGAGACGUUCAUCCAGGAGCACCUGAGGAUCAUCGGGGCCGUGGGCCUCGGCAUCGCCUGCGUGCAGGUGUUUGGCAUGAUCUUCACGUGCUGCCUGUACAAGAGCCUGAAGCUGGAGCACUACUGAUCCUGCCCGCGGGCCGGCCCUCCAUGUGCACUGCAGCUUCUUGCCACGCGUUGACUACUGACGGCCAGGGAGCUGCGGUCCAGCACGGGGCCCCACCCUUUGCGUGCCAGGGUCUCCCCCUGGUGUUCUCAUGCCUGGGCCCCCCCUGCCCCCCGCACUGUGCCAUCACCGUGACCUCUGGGGAGCCCCAAACCCCGGAGGCAGCUUCAAGUGCCUUUAGCUGCACACCAAAGUCCCAAGGCCUGGGGUCGGCCCCACCUGUCUGCCUGUCUGCUGGGCUGGGUGGGUGGGUGGGGGCCGGGGUUGUGGCCUCGGGUUGCUCCCUGAGGCCUGGGUUCAGUCAGAGGGGCCGAGUUGGGCAGCAAUGGGCUGGCCCAGCGGGGAGCCGGUCGGCAGCAGGUGAGGAGCCCCGUGUGCCUGCCCUCAGGCCCCUCAGGUACUGGGGGCUUCUCCUUAAGCAAGCCACCUCCAGCCCCUGGAGAAAACCAAGCAAGAGUUCUCCCAGGGCCAAGCCUCUGCCGCUCCCCCCGCUGUGUUCCCGCUGCUCUCACCACCGUCUAGAGGCCUUGCAUCACUAGUUCACUGCUGUCACCUCUUCCCUGGAGGCAGGCGUCCUGCAGGUUUUAUUCACUGCCGCCUGACGAUGCCUAGGACUGCUCUUGCUGUGUGGUAGGUGCUCAAUAAACGUCUGUGGAGCGGA
Messenger RNA from Delphinapterus leucas (beluga whale), 1665 nucleotides. It is a transcript of the gene CD151, whose product is annotated as CD151 molecule (Raph blood group). Lineage: Eukaryota; Metazoa; Chordata; Mammalia; Artiodactyla; Monodontidae. The record is from RefSeq and is a predicted model, not a curated record. Gene Ontology annotation, cellular component: plasma membrane. Gene Ontology annotation, biological process: cell migration.